Molecule: messenger RNA, 2593 nt
Organism: Drosophila grimshawi
Lineage: Eukaryota; Metazoa; Arthropoda; Insecta; Diptera; Drosophilidae
Gene: Tace
Product: ADAM 17-like protease
Exons: 10
Coding region: 190-2379 (729 amino acids)
Biological process (GO): Notch signaling pathway; membrane protein ectodomain proteolysis
Cellular component (GO): plasma membrane
Molecular function (GO): metalloendopeptidase activity
Source: RefSeq, a predicted model, not a curated record
UAUCUAAAAUGUGUUCAAACUGCUCGCACACUGCGAAAAAUAUUCAAAUGAAGCGCCUUCCUUAUUAUUGUUAUCGGCUAUAAAUGUUAUCGAACAGAUACAGACUGAAGUCUGUGUCAAGGAGAUGGACAACCCUAGAACUAUAAACACGGACAUUUGGCAACACUGUCCGAUCAAUUGAGAUGAAAAAUGUUUACAAAAUGCAUUAAUUGUUGUGCUUCAAUAAUUAUUUGUGUCAUAUUCACAUGCCUUUUGGUCGAAAAGAGUGUUGCACUGAAACGGACACUGCGCCACUACGAAGUUUUCCACAGAGAUGAUGUUGUACAUCGGAUUGUCAAGAGGGGCGUCAAGCAAAGCAAUAAUCCAUAUAACACAAUUAAGGAGCUCGAGUUCAAAACACUGGGCAAAAACUUUCGCGUGAUUCUGCAUCCGCAUCGCGAUGUGCUCCACAGCAAAUUUCGAGCUUACGCCGUAGAUGCGGACGGAAAUGAGACUGUUGUGCACUUGGAUCAUGAUAAUUUUUAUACGGGUCGCGUGUUCGGUGAACUGGAAUCAUCUGUGCGCGCACACAUUGAGGAUGGCACCCUGACCAUGUCCAUAGAACUGCCCGAAGAAACCUACCACAUAGAGCCUUCCUGGCGCCAUUUGCCCACGGCGAAGAAACACACAAUGGUUGCCUACAAAUCAUCCGAUGUCAAGCUCAAUAAUAAUGAGGAGCAGCCAGGCACAGUGCCCAAGACCUGUGGCUACAUCAAAGAGGGCCUGGAACUGGAGCACAAUGACAAUGAGCUCUACGCUCUGCGUGAGAAGCGCCAAUCGGAUCAAUAUGAAUAUACGCCGACAAAGACGCGCUGUCCACUUCUCCUAGUGGCCGAUUAUCGCUUCUUUCAGGAGAUGGGCGGUGGCAAUACAAAGACAACCAUUAAUUACUUGAUAAGCCUUAUCGAUCGUGUGCAUAAAAUUUAUAAUGAUACCGUAUGGCAGGAUCGUUCCGAUCAGGAGGGCUUCAAGGGCAUGGGUUUCGUCAUCAAGAAGAUCGUUGUGCAUUCGGAGCCGACACGUUUGCGGGGCGGAGAGGCACACUACAAUAUGAUACGUGAAAAAUGGGAUGUACGCAAUCUGCUCGAGGUCUUCUCACGGGAAUACAGUCAUAAAGACUUUUGCUUAGCUCAUCUCUUUACCGAUCUCAAGUUCGAAGGCGGCAUUUUAGGCUUGGCUUACGUUGGCUCCCCACGCCGAAAUUCUGUCGGUGGUAUCUGUACACCAGAAUACUUCAAGAACGGCUAUACACUCUAUCUGAACUCGGGCCUAAGCAGUUCCCGUAAUCAUUAUGGCCAGCGCGUAAUCACACGCGAGGCUGACCUGGUUACGGCUCAUGAGUUUGGACAUAAUUGGGGUUCCGAGCAUGAUCCCGAUAUACCCGAGUGUUCACCGAGUGCCUCGCAAGGUGGCAGUUUCCUGAUGUACACGUACUCCGUCAGCGGCUACGAUGUGAACAACAAGAAAUUUUCACCGUGCUCGCUGCGAUCCAUACGCAAAGUGCUGCAAGCCAAGAGUGGCCGCUGCUUCUCCGAGCCCGAGGAGUCCUUCUGCGGCAACUUACGCGUCGAGGGCGAUGAACAGUGCGACGCCGGUCUGCUGGGCACCGAGGACAAUGACUCUUGCUGCGACAAGAACUGUAAACUGCGCCGUAAUCAGGGCGCCAUGUGCAGCGACAAAAAUUCACCGUGCUGUCAGAACUGUCAGUUUAUGCCGGCGGCGAUGAAGUGCCGAGAGGCACAAUAUGCCACCUGUGAGCAGGAGGCACGCUGCACUGGCUCCCAUGCCGAAUGCCCCAAAUCGCCAGCGAUGGCCGAUGGCACCAUUUGCCAGGAGCGCGGCCAGUGUCGCAAUGGCAAAUGUGUACCUUACUGCGAGACGCAAGGCCUCCAAAGCUGCAUGUGCGACAUCAUUGUGGAUGCAUGCAAACGCUGCUGUCGCAUGAGCAUCAAUGAGACGUGUUUCCCCGUUGAGCCGCCAGAUGUUCUCCCCGAUGGCACACCCUGCAUAACUGGUUUCUGCAAUAAGGGUGUGUGCGAGAAGACCAUACAGGAUGUGGUCGAGCGUUUUUGGGACAUUAUUGAGGAGAUAAAUGUGGCCAAAACACUGCGCUUUCUCAAGGACAACAUAGUCAUGGCCGUUGUGAUGGUCACCGCUGUCUUCUGGAUACCGGUCAGCUGUGUCAUUUCGUAUUUCGAUCGCAAGAAGCUUCGCUACGAAAUGAAACAAAUCGAGUGGAGUCACAAACUCGAUCUCAUACAUCCCAGCGACGACAGGCGUCGUGUAAUACACAUUCGCGUACCACGGCAGAAGAUCUCAGUGGCGAGAGCUUGUAACUAACACAGAACGCGGUGGCGGCCAUUGUUUUAUCUUCCGUGAGCAUUCUUCUCAAAACUGCCACAAUUAUUUUAUAUUAAGCAUUAACAUUUAAAAUACAUAACAUAAUGAAUAAAAUUCCCGAUAAUAUAGACCAAUUCCCAAUACAAAUGUAUUACCUGUCCCCCAAAUUGGGCUAAAUUAUAAAGCACUCAAAACAUGGAUUAAAAAUUAACUA